Molecule: messenger RNA, 8134 nt
Organism: Melospiza melodia melodia
Lineage: Eukaryota; Metazoa; Chordata; Aves; Passeriformes; Passerellidae
Gene: IQSEC3
Product: IQ motif and Sec7 domain ArfGEF 3
Exons: 14
Coding region: 17-3520 (1167 amino acids)
Biological process (GO): actin cytoskeleton organization; regulation of ARF protein signal transduction
Molecular function (GO): guanyl-nucleotide exchange factor activity; protein binding
Source: RefSeq, a predicted model, not a curated record
CGCCGGCGGCCGGGGCAUGGAGAGCCUGCUGGAGAACCCGGUGCGCGCCGUGCUCUACCUGAAGGAGCUCACCGCCAUCGUGCAGAACCAGCAGAGCCUCAUCCAUACCCAGCGGCAGCGCAUCGACGAGCUGGAGCGGCGGCUGGACGAGCUGAGCACCGAGAACCGCAGCCUCCGCGGGCAGCAGCAGCAGCAGCAGCAGCAGCCGGCGGCCCCCGCCGAGCCGCCCGCGGCCCCCGCCGAGCCGCCCGCGGCUCCCCCGGCCGAGCAGCCCCCGCCGCCGCCCGCGGGCCAGCCCGAGCCGCUUCAGCACCACCAACAGCUCCCGGCUCAGCCCGCGGGCAAAGCGGCACCGGCGGGGCCCGGCGGCGGCGGCAGGGCUGCCGGCCACCAGCACCCCGCGGCGCAGCCCCACCAGCACCCCGGCGAGAAGGACGGCAGGGACAAGGGCUGCUGUGCCGCGCUGCUCCAGCACAAGACCCCCCAGGCCAUCGGCAAAGGCGUCCUGAGCCGGAGAGCGGAGAAUGAAACUGUUUUACACCAGUUCUGUUGCCCAGCAGCUGACACAGAGCAGAAGCCUUCAUCUCCAGACUCCUCACCAAGUGACGAUCCCAGCGGUUCCACAAGCAAGAAAGCCGGGUGUGAAACGGAGGAUCCGAAGGAGGCCGGCAGACAGAGUGGCCAGGAAGGCAGGUCCGAGCCGCUAAGAGCACAGCAUGAGGAGCUCCAAGAAGAGCAGGCAGCGGGGUGUUCCCCUCUGGUGCAGAAGGCGAGCCUCCACCACACGGGCUCCCCAGUGAGAGUGCAGCGCAGCAAAGGGACGGCCUCGUGUUCCCAUGCGGCUGCCUCCGAUUAUGAGCUCUCCCUUGACCUAAAGAAUAAACAGAUCGAAAUGCUAGAACACAAAUACGGCGGCCACCUGGUGUCCCGCCGGGCAGCCUGUACCAUCCAGACCGCGUUCCGGCAGUACCAGCUCAGCAAGAACUUUGAGAAGAUCCGCAACUCCCUGCUGGAGAGCCGCAUGCCGCGCCGCAUCUCCCUGAGGAAGGUCCGCGUGCAGAACUCGGAGAGCUUCUCCGCGGAGAAGGCCCUGGUGGAGGGGUACAACUUCGUGGGCAUCCCGCUGGUGAGGUCCCCGUCCCUGCCAGCCACCAUCAGUGGGGCACUAACUGAGCUGGAGGACUCCUUCACUGAACAAGUUCAGUCCCUGGCAAAAUCCAUCGAUGAUGCCCUCAGCACCUGGAGCCUCAAGACCAUGUGCUCCCUGCAAGAUGGGGGCUCCUACCAGAUCAGGGAGACCUUCAGCGCUAGCUCCAUGCAGCCAAACCAAGACUUAGAGGCUGAGCUCCAGGAUCAGGAGAAGGAGGAAGGUCUCCUGCCAGAUACUCUACCCAAGAGCAGCAGCACUCUCAUGAUGGCUUUUCGAGAUGUCACAGUGCAGAUCGACAACAAGAACAUCUCUGUCUCAUCAUCUACCUCGGUGUCCAUGGCAAACUGUCUCAGCAGCAACGACCAGGCUGGGCUCUCUCCAGCUACCAAGGCUGAAGAAAGCCCAGGAGAAGGGGAGGGAGAAGCCAGUGAACUACUGUCUGCCCCAGAGAGCUUACCUGAGAACAGCCUCACUUCCACUGAGGUGGAGGUCAGUACCAAUGGCACAGGGGACAGCAGCGCUGAGCCGGAUCAGAUGGCAGUGCAGAAGCUCCAGUUUGAUGCAAGCAAUGAGGCAGGACAAAGCAAAGGCUUGGAGUCUGAGAAUGCAGACAACUCAGAGCAGCUGAGCAGCAGCAGCACCUCCACCUCAGCUAAGUCAGCCUCUGAGGUGUCCUCAAAAGAAGCCCUGCAGGCCAUGAUCCUCAGUCUGCCAAGGUACCACUGCGAGAACCCAGCCAGCUGCAAGUCACCCACACUGUCCACAGACACCAUGAGGAAACGCCUCUACCGCAUUGGGCUGAACCUCUUUAAUAUAAACCCAGACAAAGGGAUCCAGUUCCUGAUCUCGCGAGGCUUCAUCCCAGACACCCCCAUUGGGGUGGCACACUUCCUGCUGCAGCGCAAGGGCCUCAGCCGCCAGAUGAUCGGGGAGUUCCUGGGCAACAGCAAGAAGCAGUUCAACAGGGAUGUUCUGGACUGUGUGGUGGACGAGAUGGAUUUCUCAGGCAUGGAGCUGGACGAAGCCCUGCGGAAAUUCCAGGCCCACAUCCGCGUGCAGGGGGAGGCGCAGAAGGUGGAGCGGCUCAUCGAGGCCUUCAGCCAGAGGUACUGCAUGUGCAACCCCGAUGUGGUCCAGCAGUUCCACAACCCGGACACCAUCUUCAUCUUGGCCUUUGCAAUCAUCCUCCUCAACACAGACAUGUACAGCCCCAACAUCAAGCCUGACAGGAAGAUGAUGCUGGAGGACUUCAUUCGCAAUCUGAGAGGGGUGGACGACGGUGCUGACAUCCCUCGGGAGCUGGUGGUGGGGAUCUAUGAGAGGAUCCAGCAGAAAGAGCUAAAAUCUAAUGAGGACCAUGUCACUUAUGUCACCAAAGUGGAGAAGUCCAUAGUUGGGAUGAAAACGGUGCUGUCGGUGCCCCACCGCCGGCUGGUGUGCUGCAGCCGCCUCUUCGAGGUGACCGACGUCAACAAAGUGCAGAAGCAGGCAGCUCACCAAAGGGAAGUCUUCCUCUUCAAUGACCUGCUAGUGAUCCUCAAGCUCUGCCCCAAGAAGAAAAGCUCCUCAACAUACACAUUCUGCAAGUCAGUCGGCCUGCUAGGGAUGCAGUUCCAUCUCUUUGAGAAUGAGUAUUACCCCCAUGGCAUUACACUGGUGACUCCAGUUUCAGGCUCAGAGAAAAAACAGGUACUACACUUCUGUGCUCUGGGUGCUGAGGAAAUGCAGAAGUUUGUGGAAGACCUGAAAGAGUCAAUAGCAGAAGUGACAGAACUGGAACAGAUACGAAUUGAAUGGGAACUGGAGAAACAGCAAGGCACAAAGACUCUCUCCUUAAGGACCAAUGGAGCCCAGAUGGAGCUGCAGUCUAAGCAAGGCUCUCCAACAGGCAAGAAGGAUUUGGGGGAGAAGGUCUCGGACAGCACAGUGGAGGUGUCAAUUCACAACAGGCUUCAAACGUACCAGCACAACUCCGCCCUGGGGCCCGAGAGUGGAAUGCAGCCCAGCAUGCGUCUUAACAUGCCACGGGAGCAGCUGGAGACAGCACUGGUGCCCUCGCACCCCGCCUCGGCGGGGACACUUGUACAGUGCCAGCAGAUUGUCAAAGUCAUUGUCCUGGACAAGCCGUGCCUCGCUCGGAUGGAGCCGGCCCUCAACCAGACUCUGACGCGCUACGUCACCUCCGACUCGUGCACCUCCACGCCGUGGCGCGGUGUGGGCAGUGGGCUCCCUGGGACCCCCAUGAAGCUGGUCCAUCAGCCCCCCCUGCCACCCCCACCCCCUCCCUACAACCACCCCCACCAGUACUGCCCCCCCAGCUCGCUGCUUCAGAGGCGCAGGUAUUCCAGUGGCUCACGCAGCCUCGUGUAGCCAUAGCACCAGCACCAAACAGCACAGACUUCCUGGCUCCCCUUCCCCAGCACCUCCCAGGGACCCUUUCUGCCUACAGAGAUCUAGUUUGUGAUUUAUUUUUUAGUAAAAUGAGAACAAAAGAAAAAAAAAAAGCCAACUGACCUAACUCUUACCCCGUGUCCCCUCAAGAUGAUGCUAUUUGUGAGGAGCCAUCUGUAGAAACUGCCAGCCUACAUGCUCACACAUCCUCACACCCUGCCAGCCCAGCUGGCCUCUGUGCUCGUGUGGUCCCCAUGUAGCACUUUGCUGCCCUGUUCCUCAGAGGCUUGAUGACCUGCUGCUUUCUAGGCACCGUGUCUUCCGUUUCCUACUCCUCAGCUUCCUUCCCUGCCCUGCAUUUACCUGGCCACAGGUUCGCACCCACCCUGAAAUUUGGCCAGCCUCACAGAGAAAUGGACUCACCUGUGCCAUACCUUGGGGCAUUCCUGGGGGUGGAGUUCUCCCUGCCACCAUCACUGCCACCUGCUAAGCUGGAGUGAGAACUUGCACCACUUGCCACGCUUCCUCCUCAUCACUCUCCAGGUUUUAUCUCCUUGCAGCAACCGGCUCCAAAGGAAGGAGUGCACGACUGGAAGAGAGCUUGAGAGGAGGAGAGACUGUCCUGAGCUGCAGUAUAAGUACACAGAGAUGGCCUCACUGAACACCAAAACUUUUUCUGUUGUUAUGUUGGAGCAUUGUACCAGAGACCUCUGCUGAGACCUAGCAGACCUCACACCACGUGUAAAUACACCUGUAUGGUAGCAUAUGUAUGAGCAUGCUUACUAAGGAAACACCAAGCAGUUCUGAGGGGGCAGGAGGGAGGGCUGCAGUCCAGGGAUCUUCCUGGAAUGAAUGGAUGUGUGCUUUUCCAAAGAGACAGCACCGAGAGGUGCCCUCCCACCUCAACACACACACCCCCCCACACACACAGGAGAUUGUCUUCUCUAAAACAGACCCACCUCUGCUUUCCUUCUUCUGGCUGGUUUUGUGUUUCCUGCCCACCUGCAUUUUUGUACUCUGAAAGCAAAGCUGAGUGUUCUGUUCACCCUUUGGGGUGGGUGUUCCAUUCACUUGGGCUCUUCCACCUGUGUUAGAGGGAAGGGAUUUUUUGGAGACCACUCAUGUGAGGUCCCAUCUGUAUCUCUUGCCUGUUAUCUCUUACCCCUAUAUUCUAACCACCAUCAGCCCUUCCUCUAGGAAAGCUGCUCAGAUACCAGACUCCAAGGCCUCUUCUCUCUCCCUCUCUAUCCCAGCUUCAAAGUGAGAGGAGGGGCAGAUCCUGAGAUAGAGAUGACAGCUCAGCUCCUCUGCUUUAUUGGGGACAUUGAUGUGAAGGAAGACAGCUUUAAAAAUGGGCUGUGGAUGUAUUUUUAGAAAAAAAAAAAAUCUGUGCAGUAGGGAGGGGAAGGUAUUAAUUAGCUUAAAGGCUUUGGUCUCAGUCACUCAUUCUAUCUCCCUUCGAGGUUUAAGAAGAUCAACUUUAGGAUUCUAAAAUAGGACAGAAUGCCUUUUAGGGCCUUUAUUUUUAUUUUAUGUUAUGAGGGAAAGACAGAAAUGCUCUUCCUCCCCAUGCAAGGCUGAGACAUGAGCACUGGGUGCUGAUGGUGCAAUGGUAGGGUGAGGAAUGGCAAGAGUUGUUGCCAGUGGUGGGGAUGUGCAAAAUGUCAGGACAAGAGGGACAGCAAAGACAGAUGCAGAAAACUUUUUUUAACCUUGUGGGGUAACAGCCACACAGGAAUUUCCUUAGGGAUUGUGCCAGUGUGCUGAUCUCUGGGGCCAUUGCCAGUGAGAGAAGCCACUGGCAGUGCAUCAGGGACGGGCUUGGCUCCCUGGAUGCUUCCUGGCUGUGCUGGAAUGUUCAGGGAGAGGGCUCAUCUGACCUGGGCAGAAGCCCAGCUGGAGUUAGGCAAACAGACAGGGGCUGGAGUGACAGGUCUCCUGCACUUAGCCAGCCCUGCAGGCCAGGAGCCUGCUCACUGCCAGGCCCCCUCAGUCUGAGCAUGACCCACGGACCCAGCUGUGCCAAGAGCUCUGACCUGUUUGCUCAGCUGGGCACCAGGCUGCACUUCUAUCUGCAAUAGCAAAUGUACCAACUGGGAGCCCACAAGCAGAGCCCCAGGGAAGACUGCAGAAGCAGAUGACAGAAAAGAUUGUAAGAAAACCCUGACUAGAAGCCCAAUGUCCCUCCAGAGCAGAGAAGCUUUCUCCUAGCCAGCCCCCCAGGGCAGUUGGGAUGCUCUGCAUCCUGAACUGGAUGCUGGGAGAGGCCCUCACCCCUGGCCAGGGCUCAGCCCCUCAUCCCCAGCCAGCUGUGAGGCACAGCUGGCCUGGGCUGCUGCUGACUCCCUCCAGGGUGACAGCCUGCUGCCUCACAGCAGCCAGAGCCUCAUCUGAGCUGCCCAUACUUCCCAAGAAAGCAUGUGUGCCAUCUGCCAUUUCUGGUCAUGCAGUGUGUGGCUGCUGCUGUUUUUGCUCACUGCUGCAGUGGAAUGGGUGUGCAGGAGGCAGUGGCACUGUCCCCCCUUCCCUGUAGUUAUUUCACUGUCUGAGAGGAAUGGCAGUACUAGUUCAGGUUUUUUCCCAGAGUGCAGUGUGCCAAUGAAGCUCUGUGUGUGUGUUAAAAUAAAUAAAUUAGAUUUUACUUGACAUUUAACACAAAGUGACAACAGCAAAAAACCUUAAGAUACUUGAGGAAAUAAUUUUUUUAGAUAAAAAAUUUAUAACAAUGCCUACAAAGUUCCUACACAAGAUGUUUGCUGCUUUAAUAAUUGAUUGGGAGAGCUACAAGGAUCUAAAGAGGAAAUAAGGAAACUGCUUGAGACUCCCUUCUCCAUGCUGGAUGCAGGGUAGAAGUGAGUGAACUGAAGUGCUGAGGUACCUGAGGCAAAGUGUUCUCUCAGGGCACACUGGUUCUGUUUCCCUGACCUUGCAAAGGCAACUGCUGGCCUUGAGCUUUGGACAGAGAAGCAAAUGUAGAUGACUCUUGCUGUCUUCUGGCCUGCUGGCUACCACAUCUUCUGUUGGGUUUGGCUGGAGAGGCACAAAACUGCUCUGUUCCAGGUUCUCAUGGAACAGGUUGGUCAAAAUUCCACAGUGGAGCUGAGCCCUUCGGACUUCACUCCAAAAUACAGAUUUGUUUUGUUUUUUUCUUUGAAGGUUGGUUCAAAGGAUGACAAGCACUUUAAAACAUAUCUGCACCUCGUCUGAUCUAUUGUUUUGCCUGCUCCUGCAGUCCUCCCACAUGCCAGCCAGACACACAGACUCGGUGUAGCCCUGCAGCUGUGAGCAGCCACCCUUGCACACAGACACACAGACUGACAGGGACACCUCAGUGACAGCCCAAUGAAGGACAAAACGCGCACCACAGCCCACCUGGAGGGACCAGCCCAAAGACAAAUCACCAGCUCUUGACAGCAGGGAUUCUGAUCAUGAACCUAGCACAAUCUUUCAGGUGGAGGAGUCAGGCAGGGAGCUGCUGCAGAGAUUAGCUCAACCCAAAUGAACCAGUGUCUUUUUGCUGCCAAAUUCAUGUCCUAUUAAAAAGGAGCGGGGGGGAGAGAGAGAACAGAAACCUUGUGAAAAGUGUUCUGCAGUGAGUGUUGGGUAGUUAGUGGCCAAAUGAGAAGUCUUUGCUGGACAGCAGGAGAGACUGAGCUGGGUUACAUCAGACUCCACCCUGAUGCUUGCUCACGCUGGUGCAGGCCCAGUGAAAUGAAUCUGUUUGCACCAGCAGCAAAGGGAUGGGAAAAUGUGACAGGAGAGUUGAGCCUUGCAAACAAUUUGGGUUUAAUGCAGUGGUUUUCUGCUGCCACAGUAAUUUUUAAUGCCAUAGUCUUGGCUGCUGGGUUAGCAACACUCAGUGCUUUCACAAGGCUUUCAAAGCAUCCCACUGUUCACAUUAUCUCUCCUUCUGUAGAUGAAAGGUGAGGGAAUGGUCCACAACUCAAAUUUCAUCAACACUCAUAUUGAAAGGUACCACCAGAUUUGGAUGCAUUUGAGGGCCUCCAAGCCAAAAGGCUUUGAGUUUUGUUACCUGUUUCUCAGAAGGCUCAACCUGCAACUAUGUGCACAUAUUUAUGAGGUUUCCAAAACCAAUCUGAGCCCUAAACCAAGGAUGCUGCUGCUUGGCAGAGCCUCUGCUUUGAAAUGCAAGUUGCUGAGCAAACUCCCCCCAUCUCCCACUCCACCAGCUGCCUCACUGUGCUAGUGUAGGCUCCAGGGACUGCUGGCAGUGUUUUGUGAGCUAGAGCUGUCCUUGUCCUGCCCUCUCGUUCGCAGCCACGCCUGGGACAGCAGCUUUGAAGUCACCCAGCUCUUCAACACUAGUCACAACCCCAUCUGAAUGUGUCUUUUUAAAAUCUAACAACAGAAGUGUUACCUAUGCGUAGGCUCUUGAAAGCACCUGUCUGUCUGUACCUGUCUCCUGCUGUAAAUAUCACCAACAAAAGCUUCCUUUGGGAAAAGUGGUGUGGUCACACCUAGCAAAAGAGUCCAAAUGGCUAAUAUUUUGUAACAAAAAUAACAAAAAAUAGAUCAGAGGUAUUUUAUCUGUUCGAUCAAUAGAGUUUUAGAAAUUAUAUUGAGAUAAUGUCA